Molecule: messenger RNA, 1360 nt
Organism: Rhodamnia argentea
Lineage: Eukaryota; Viridiplantae; Streptophyta; Magnoliopsida; Myrtales; Myrtaceae
Product: pre-mRNA cleavage factor Im 25 kDa subunit 1-like
Exons: 7
Coding region: 16-1098 (360 amino acids)
Cellular component (GO): mRNA cleavage factor complex
Molecular function (GO): mRNA binding
Source: RefSeq, a predicted model, not a curated record
GACGAGGCGCCCGAAAUGGAAUUCGGAGCAUCCACGGGUCCAAAGAUAGAAACGGGUCGCGAGGGUCCACCGAUUCAGCACCUCCAGUUUGCGCGUCAACUUCUCGAGUCCACCGCCGCCACUUCUCUCUCCUUCUCUGUGUCUCGUAGAAUCUUGAAGCUCUUCUUUUCGACUCCAUCGUCGUCGCUAAAUUCUUCGUCUAUAAAUGAUUCUGUCUCUCUGUCUCUCUGUCUCUCCGCAGUCUGCACAUCAAAGCUCGCAACUUUCUCCUUCGAGACCUGUCUAGAGAAAAGCCACGACUCCACUCUUCUACCUCUCUAUUGGCAACCCACGUUUGCUCCCCUCUUUCUCUCUCUACUGUUUGGCUUUGCGUACUCUGUAGGCUUCUCUCUCUGUGUCUCUCUUGGUCUGCUCUCGCGGCUGCUCCAUUGUAGGGAAAUGCAAGGCGACGUUACCGUGCACGAUCGCACAGCGGGGGGCGGGGGCGGCGGCGGCGGAGAUCAGAGCCGGGUGCUGGACAUAUACCCGCUGAGCAGCUACUACUUCGGCUCCAAGGACGCUCUUGCUUUCAAGGAGGAGACCUUGGCCGAUCGUGUCAACAGGAUGAAAUCCCAUUAUGCGGCUCAUGGAUUGAGGACUUGCGUGGGAGCCGUCAUUGUGGUUGAACUAUUCAGACAUCCUCAUCUGCUGCUGUUGCAAGUAAGAAAUUCCACUUUUAAGCUGCCAGGAGGUCGAUUGAGGCCUGGUGAAUCAGAUGUCGAAGGGCUGAAACGCAAGCUGACCAGCAAGCUUUCUGCUGAUGGAGCUGGUGAUGAGACUCAGUGGGAGGUCGGUGAAUGCCUUGGGAUGUGGUGGAGGCCUGACUUUGAAACUUUGCCCUAUCCUUACUUGCCACCUAAUGUUAAAAAGCCCAAGGAGUGCACAAAACUCUUUCUUGUGAAGUUACCUGUAAGUCGGAAGUUCAUCGUUCCAAAAAACCUGAAAUUGCUUGCUGUACCACUUUGUCAAAUUCAUGAAAAUCUCAAGACAUAUGGGCCGGUUAUAGCAGGAGUUCCACAGCUGCUGUCAAAAUUCUCCUUCAACAUAAUCGAUUCCUAAACUGGCUGGGGUAGCGACUGCCGGCAGCAGGAGGGCUCAUGUUCCGUCUAUUAACGAAUAUACCUGUAGAUAGUAUAGUUUUUGAUUCAGCAUGGAGGGUUAUAUUAAUCUGUGUUAUGUUCGACAUUUGACUUGUGGUUUCUUCUUUUUGGAAUUCAGUUUGUAAAUGCCAAAGUUCUGCAACUCUCUGGUUUUACGUUGCUCUCCAUAGAAACAUCCUUUGGACACAAUUAUAGUUUCGAAUCAACUGUUUGAUUGCUCA